CCAAAAGGGCUCCCCUGAGUAGGAACUGUACGAAAAGGUUCCGAGCGAGUAGCUGCGGGGAACCACGUGAGACCCGGGCGCGUUUCCGGUGCGGGCAUUCGCAGCGGGAGUGAAAGACUUGUCAUCUGAAGGGGACCAUGGCCAACAGUGAGCGCACCUUCAUUGCUAUCAAGCCUGAUGGGGUCCAGCGUGGGCUGGUGGGAGAGAUCAUCAAGCGAUUCGAGCAGAAGGGAUUCCAUCUUGUUGGUUUGAAAUUUCUGCAGGCUUCAGAGGACCUUCUCAAGGAGCACUACACUGACCUGAAGGACCGCCCCUUCUUUACUGGCCUGGUGAAUUACAUGCACUCAGGACCAGUGGUUGCUAUGGUCUGGGAGGGACUGAAUGUUGUGAAGACAGGCCGGGUGAUGCUUGGAGAGACCAACCCCGCAGACUCUAAGCCUGGAACCAUACGAGGAGACUUUUGCAUCCAAGUUGGCAGGAACAUCAUUCACGGCAGCGAUUCUGUGAAGAGUGCAGAGAAGGAGAUCAGCUUGUGGUUUCAGCCUGAGGAGCUGGUGGAGUAUAAGAGCUGUGCACAGAACUGGAUCUAUGAGUGACAGGAAGGCCCCUGCUCUUCUACCUGCUUAUCCUUGUUCUCACUGGCAGGGGACCAUCAACUCUAGAUAUUUCUGGAACUUCUUUGACCUGGAAAAACCUCUGGGAGCUGUGACUCCCUGUGCAGUGUUAAGUGCCACCGGUAGAUUAAAGCGUUUCAUCUGUA
Mastomys coucha (southern multimammate mouse) is the source of this 760-nucleotide messenger RNA. It is a transcript of the gene Nme1, whose product is annotated as NME/NM23 nucleoside diphosphate kinase 1. Bases 138 to 596 code for a protein of 152 amino acids. Gene Ontology annotation, biological process: GTP biosynthetic process; UTP biosynthetic process; CTP biosynthetic process. The transcript has 5 exons. Gene Ontology annotation, molecular function: nucleoside diphosphate kinase activity. NCBI's taxonomy places the organism in Eukaryota, Metazoa, Chordata, Mammalia, Rodentia, Muridae. The record is from RefSeq and is a predicted model, not a curated record.